Molecule: messenger RNA, 2045 nt
Organism: Alligator mississippiensis (American alligator)
Lineage: Eukaryota; Metazoa; Chordata; Crocodylia; Alligatoridae
Gene: CD86
Product: CD86 molecule
Exons: 3
Coding region: 1-753 (250 amino acids)
Biological process (GO): T cell costimulation; positive regulation of T cell proliferation; cell surface receptor signaling pathway
Cellular component (GO): external side of plasma membrane
Source: RefSeq, a predicted model, not a curated record
AUGGAACUGUAUGAAUUCUUUCUUCAUUUGAUGACAUUUCUCCCAGGUGCUGCUGUCAACAUGCUUCAGGAGAAAGCAUUUGUCAAUCAUACUGCAUACUUACGAUGUAAUUUUCACAAUCCUGACAACAUUGAUGUGAAGGAACUGAUAGUUUUUUGGCAAAAGGAGUCAGAGGUUGUGAAUGAGGUAUAUCGUGGGCAGGAGCUAUCCGACAACCUUGAUCCUAAGUACAUAAAUCGCACAAUGAUGGAUAUGAACACAUGGACUCUGUGUCUUCUAAAUGUUGGGAUUAUGGAUGAAGGGCAGUAUGUGUGUAUUAUACAACACAAGAAAAGCAGCGGAUUGGAGAAGAUAUAUGAUUCCAAGUCCCAAUUGUUUGUUAUUGCUAACUACAGUCAGCCAGAAAUAGUGAAGCUACACAAGGGAACGGUAGAACCUGGCACAGCUUUGAAUCUCUCCUGCUCCUCCAGCUGGGGCUAUCCAGAGCCCACACAGAUGACCUGGCAAGUUUCAAAGGGAAACUUGACUGAGGAACAUGUGGACCAAAUGGCAGUUUUUCAGGAUGACAAAACAAAGCUGUAUAAGGUUACCAUCACUCGGACCAUCCAGGUUCCCAUGGAUACCCACAUUAACAUCAGCUGCCUGGUUUACCCAACAUGGAAAAUGGAAAGCCUUGUCUCAAAGUCACUAUGCAUUGGUGCGUCUUGCUUUGGCCAUGCUGACUUUUCAGCCUUUAGGUGCCAUGAAUAUUGAGGUGCAUUGGGACACAACAGUCACUAGUGAAGGUUAAGGCAGUCACCAUCAGUGUAAAACUUUUAUUUUAUAAAUAACAAAAAGUGGCAAAAAGUUGAACCUAAUAUUCUAACAUGGUAAGCCCCAAAUUAUCCACUCAGACCCACUGCCUGUCACACAGAAGUGCUUUCAUUAGCCCAUCUCUAAUAACUGAGCUACAUGAUUCUUGCUGAAUGGAAACCCCUAAUUCCAGUAUACUGCUGCUGUUCUAUAAUCCACUAUGAAAGUGUAUGUCAAAGUCUCCUGUACUGGCUGAGCCAAAGAAAGGCUUACAAUUACAUCUGUAGCUCAAGUUGGAGACAUCUGAGCUGUGGGACUAAACAACUAACACUCAAACCCUGCUGUGUGCACAUCAGAAGAUGUCAGCGUUGUAUAUGAGAGAACUUGUUUUUUAAUCCCCUCCCCAUUAAAAAAAAAAAAGCCCUUUUUAAUUCACACUGUGAGGAAAAAUCCUUUAGUACCCUUUAGCACAUUUUUUAAUUUGUACAUGAGGACAUGAAUGGAUCAGGUUAGAGGAGCUCUAUAUGCCAGUCCCUUGUACAUAUUUGUGUCCCCUUGACAGGUUGGGUGUUCUUGCAGGGUGAAGCAUAUCUCAUCUUCCAGAGGGAAUGGCAGUAGGGUAGAAAGCAGGGUUGAGUAGGCAUGUUCUCUGCUAUUGCUGCUGCAGUUGUCUGUGUCCCAUUUAAAAAAGCAUGAGGGGGUGGACGGUCCGUUCCUCAAACAUCACAAUAGGGAAAUACGAUUCAUAGAUAAAUCUUCCAAGGACAGGACACAGCCUCUUAUGCCCUUCACAAAGAUCAAUACUCCCAAAGAUGACUAUAGCAGUGAAGGUAGCUUCUCUCCCUGACUGAGGGUCUACCCCAGUGAUACACCAACCCUAUAUUGGCACCCAGGAGUUAAACUCAAGUGAAAUUCAAUUCAACUUGCCUCAGGAUACCCCCAACCAAACCUAAACUUUUAAGGACACGAUAAUAACAAAUUAAGGGAAAACUCCCCUGCAUUCUGUGCCUCUUUCAUAUCCCCCUGCAACACUAUGAAUAGCACAGUAGAACAUAUCAUAUGUUCUAUGACUUCCACCUCCAACAGUUACCAAGAAAUAUUUAGUACAGUUCCUCAAAUUUACGCUCUAGCACAAAACUUUAACAGAAGUUUCACAUGCACUUAUAUCAAGAGAUCAACACAUCUAACUUUUAUACAUUCCAUGCUUUUAGGAAACUAUUUUCCCUUAAUAUUUUUGAGGUGGCCAUUAAGAU